AAAAACAGGCUCUACGUCGGCAACCUGCAUCACACGGUCGACGAGCAUGCGCUGAUCCAGAUCUUCUCGAAAUACGGCAAGCUCUCCAACCUCGACUACCUCUUCCACAAGAGCGGCCCGCUCAAGGGCAAACCCCGCGGCUACGCCUUCGUAGAAUACGCUGAACCACUCGAUGCAGACAAGGCCCUCGCCUCGGCGCAUAACAAGCUCCUCCGCGGACGCAAGCUUGUCGUGACGUACGCCAACCAAGCACCAGUAUACCCGUCCGGGCCAUCCUCUGCCUCGGGCUACAGACGAAAUUUGAACGAGGCUGGACGACCGACGGCGCUCAGUCUCUUGAAGAGCGCAGGUGGGCGAGAAGGAACCAAGGAUAAAAUCGCUAUUAUGGAAGCCAAGCUCCGCCAGCUCGAACAG
Heterobasidion irregulare TC 32-1 is the source of this 414-nucleotide messenger RNA. RefSeq lists its product as uncharacterized. The record is from RefSeq and is a predicted model, not a curated record. Gene Ontology annotation, molecular function: mRNA binding; snRNA binding. Gene Ontology annotation, cellular component: U12-type spliceosomal complex; precatalytic spliceosome. Lineage: Eukaryota; Fungi; Basidiomycota; Agaricomycetes; Russulales; Bondarzewiaceae. The annotation marks the transcript as partial. Gene Ontology annotation, biological process: mRNA splicing, via spliceosome. The transcript has 4 exons.